Pollicipes pollicipes is the source of this 550-nucleotide messenger RNA. RefSeq lists its product as uncharacterized. The record is from RefSeq and is a predicted model, not a curated record. Lineage: Eukaryota; Metazoa; Arthropoda; Thecostraca; Pollicipedomorpha; Pollicipedidae. The transcript is spliced from 3 exons. Bases 79 to 411 code for a protein of 110 amino acids.
CUAAGAUACCACAUUUUUAUCCUCGGCCCUUUUGGUGUCUCCUCGUCCGUUUGACUUCUCUGAGAUGCCAGUCGUAUAAUGGGAAAACGUAAGCGCAACUCUGUGAACCCGUUCAAGAAGGAGAAGGAGCGGGCUAGCAAGAAGGGGAACCCCAUCUACCGCGUGGCCGGCGCCGGCCUCAAGGCCAAGUCCGGCUCCAGGAAGGAGGUGAACCUUCACAACCAGGCUCUCGUCGAGGCCUUAGACAAGCAGCUGGGAGAGCAGCAGAAGGAGCUGGCCCUCAAGAAGCCAGCGGAGAAGAAGCCGACGGACGUACCCAAGAAGCCAGCGAAGGCCUCCGCUGCGCUGCCGGAAGAGAAGUCGGUGGACGAGCGCGUCGACGAUCUCUCCGAGUCGCUGAUGCUGUCGUAACACCGGCUGCACUAGCCAGCGAGCACCUAUCGUAGUCAGCACACCGGUAGGCGCCGCCGCGAAGGCAACCCGUCCUGCGCUUCAACUCUGCCGGCGUUGCGCCGUUGCACCGAAUCUGCGUCUCAGCAGCCGCCCGCCG